Messenger RNA from Dovyalis caffra, 2403 nucleotides. The record is from the annotation of a GenBank genome assembly. Lineage: Eukaryota; Viridiplantae; Streptophyta; Magnoliopsida; Malpighiales; Salicaceae.
AUGGGGAGUACAGGUGAGCCGGACAGAAAACGGCGUCACUUUAGCUCUAUAUCAUCACCAACAGCUGCUAUGGCUAAAAAGCAGCCGUUCUCGCAUUUGUCUGAGGACAAAAAGCUUGAUACUGCCGUUCUUCAAUACCAAAAUCAAAAGCUUCAACAAAAGUUAGAGGCUCAGAAGGUUGAGCAUUCUGCGCUUGAAAGCAAGUUUGCUCAACUGAAGGAGAAACAACAACCAUACAAUUCCACAUUAAAAGCUGUCAAUAAGUCUUGGGAAGCGCUGGUGACUGACUUGGAAACAUGUUCCAACUGCACAAGAGAGCGGAGCAAUGGGCAAGGCGUCAAACAUAUACCAAUCACAAAAGAUGGGGGCUCAUCUUCUCUCGAGGAUGCAUUUCUUAUCCGGCUAAUGGAAACAGGUGCAACUGAAAGUUCCUCUGCAAAUAAUUGCCCUGAUCAGAUGGAAUUGGAUAGAGAAACUGCCUUUGAAAAGAAGAAAAACAUUCUGCAUAAUAUAGUGGCUACAGUCAAUGGCCUUUGGUAUCUGAAGGAUGGAUUAUGUGCAGCAGUUUUGAAACAGCUUCCAGAAGAUGGUAGGAGUAUAUUGCCGCAGGUGCAAACGACAUCUAAUGAAUUGGAGAAGGAACUUAAGAACUUGAGGUUAGGGAUAAGUGACCUUCAUUUGAAGCACAAAUCACUGGCAAGGGAAUUGCAGAACCAUCGAGACAUAGAUGCAAAAAAUAAAGCAGAGCUUAAGCAUCUAAAAGGUGAAUUGGAGACUGCGGUUGCAGAAUUAGAAGACAGCAACUGUAAACUGGCAAGUCUUAAAGCAGAGAGAGAUGCAACAAAAGGGGCAUUCUUUCCUGUCUUAAACUUGGGAAGCAAGCACGUUGCUGGUGAUAAGGUCAGGGAUAAACAAAAGGAUCUGCAAGAAAUGGAGUCUGCAGUCAAAGAGCUUUUAGACCAGGCUUCUUCUCGACUACUAGAACUAAAAGAUCUUCAUGAAGGAAGGUUACGAAUAUUACGGAAGCUAUCCAAUUUGCAGCACUCCUUGAAGAAUGUGAAGAGUAUCUCUUCAUCACGAGCCUACCUUUUGGUGAGAGAUCAACUAGAGAAAUCAAAGUCAGAAGUUCGCAAGUAUCGUGCCUUAUUUGAGAAACUACAGGUUGAGAAGGAUAACCUUGUCUGGAAAGAAAGAGAACUAAGUAUGAAAAAUGAUUUAGUUGAUGUUUGUCGAAGAUCUACUGCAGUUGUGGAUUCUAGAAUUGCUGAUUUAGGAAAAGUGAUACAGAAACAGAUCAUUGAAAGAAACAUGAUUGAGACUAAGCUGGAAGAGGCAUCUAGAGAACCAGGAAGAAAAGAUAUCAUUGCUGAAUUCAAAGCUUUGGUUUCUUCGUUUCCUGAGGAAAUGGGCUCUAUGCAAAGCCAACUAAGUAACUUCAAAGAAGCUUCUUCUGAUAUUCAUUCUUUGCGGGCUGAUGUGCAGUCUCUUUCUACUGUUCUGGAUAGGAAGGCAAAAGAGAGUGAAAAUUUGUCUGCUAGAUCAGCAAACCAAAAUGCUGAGAUACAUAAGCUGCAGUAUGUGGUCCAAGAUCUGAAGGAAAGUGAACUGGAGUUGAAACUGAUUUUGGACAUGUAUCGACGUGAAUCCACUUAUUCAAGGUCUGAGGAUGUCGUAGAAGCUAGGGAUCUGGAAUACAAGGCAUGGGCUCAAGUUCAAAGUUUUAAAUCCUCUCUUGAUGAGCAAACCUUGGAAUUACGAGUGAAGACAGCAAAUGAAGCUGAGGCCAUAUCGCAGCAAAAGCUAGCUGCUGCAGAAGCUGAGAUUGCUGAUUUGAGACAGAGAUUAGAAGCUUCUAGAAGGGAUACGUCUAGACUUUCUGUCGUCCUGAAAUCAAAAAAUGAAGGAAAUGAGGCCUACUUGUCUGAAAUAGAGACAAUUGGGCAAGCAUAUGAUGACAUGCAAACUCAAAAUCAACAUCUGUUGCAGCAAAUCACAGAGAGAGAUGACUACAACAUUAAGCUUGUUUUAGAGGGGGUGAGAGCAAGGCAGCUGCGAGAUUCUCUGCUCAUGGACAAACAAACUGCGGAAAAGGAGAUUCAGCAAGCCAAUAUUUCCCUUGAUUUCUUUGAUGUGAAAGCUGCAAGAAUAGAAGAUCAGAGUGUGUAUAAUAAAGUAUUGAAUGCCUCUGCCUUGCAGUUAAAAAGUUGUUCAGACCAGAUUCAUAGACUAGCAGAAGAUAAGUUUCAAAGGUCAGUUUUGUUGGAAAAUACACAAAAGAAAUUGCUAGAUGUGAGAAGAUCAUCUAAUCAAGCAAGAGAGUCAUUAGAGGAUUCCCAAUCUAGAGUUGAAAGAAGUCGAGCAGCUCUUUUGGAGCUGCAGAUAGAUCUAGAGAAAGAGAGGUAA